Folsomia candida is the source of this 1341-nucleotide messenger RNA. Its product is annotated as trypsin-1. Gene Ontology annotation, molecular function: serine-type endopeptidase activity. Bases 89 to 1237 code for a protein of 382 amino acids. Gene Ontology annotation, biological process: proteolysis. The transcript has 16 exons. The record is from RefSeq and is a predicted model, not a curated record. Lineage: Eukaryota; Metazoa; Arthropoda; Collembola; Entomobryomorpha; Isotomidae.
CUCUGGGAUUUUAUGCUCAGUCGAUUUUGCGAGAGCUUCCUCGACGCAUACUUGAAAGUGUCCAGUUUAUUUUAUUAAGGGUACGACGAUGAGGGUUGCGGUAGUUAGCGUGGGAUUUUUGGGUCUCGUGUCGCUGUGUCUGGGGUCGCCCGUGGUACAACAGGUGGAGACGACAGUGCAGCCAGGAGCGUUGGAAAAUGAAAUUUCAUUUGACGAAGCGACAACGACGGAAGUGGUGUCAACUAAUGAAAUUGCCCGCAGUGAUGAUGCCAGUGACAUCAAAAACUUCAAGUACCCCUUGGAGCCUGAGCAGGACUUAACUGCAGAAAAUGAGCGACCGUUGGAAGACGCCAUCCCAAAAGAUUUCGACAUGAGCCAAACGAAUCUGUCAGUUGUCGCCAUGAAGGACCCCGACUCGGAAAUCUUCUCGGGACGAGCAAAUUGUCAGUGUGGAAAUCCGGGGGAGAGAAAUUUGCCUCUUCGAAUUAUUAAUGGGACAGUCGUCCGAAUUAAUGAUCUUCCAUGGACGGUUGCCCUUGUUCGGAAGGUUUGGUAUGGAGAACCCACUGGCGCAUAUUGCGGUGGAACCCUUAUAAAUUCCAAGUACAUCUUGACAGCAAGUCACUGUGUUGACGGAAUGUCGGCCAGAAAUAUCGAAGUGCGAGUUCAUGAAGAGGACUUUUCCAGUCAAACCGAGGUUGAUGGUGGGACACAGAAAUUGGCAGUAGAGAAAAUUAUAAUGCAUCCGUACUACGAUAGAAAAACCAUCAAUAAUGAUAUUGCUCUGCUGAAAUUGACCGAGCAUGUGCAACUGGACAAUGUCGUCGUUCCAGCCUGCUUGCCUGCCAACAACGACUACUCAUUUGAGGGAAUCGAAGGCACUGUUGCUGGAUGGGGGGCUACCACUGAAGGAUCUGGCGUGUCAUCGACCAUCAACAAAGUGGAAGUUCCGAUCAUUAGCAAUGAAGAUUGCAACUCCAAAACGAAAUAUGUUGGUAAAAUUAGUGAGAACAUGCUUUGUGCUGGGGACAUCGAACAGGGUGGAAAGGACAGCUGCCAGGGAGACUCUGGUGGACCGCUAACCAUUGCGAAUGGAGGAAGAAGAACACUGGUCGGAAUUGUGAGCUGGGGCUAUGGCUGUGCAAGACCUCUGUCUCCAGGAGUGUACACCAGAACGGGACGAUAUUCACAAUGGAUUGUUGCAAACUCGAAGGGAGCCAAAUGGUGCAACGCGUAAAACCUGAUUUUUCAGCUUUAUAUAUAUUUUUCUGUAAUUUAUUGGAAAUAAAAUUUAAUUUAUUGAAAAAUAAAAUAAAAACUCGAUUUGAAUUAAUACUUUAA